This is a messenger RNA of Dermacentor andersoni, 2180 nucleotides long. RefSeq names its product Ada2a-containing complex component 1 (gene Atac1). Gene Ontology annotation, molecular function: zinc ion binding. The record is from RefSeq and is a predicted model, not a curated record. Lineage: Eukaryota; Metazoa; Arthropoda; Arachnida; Ixodida; Ixodidae.
UCGUAGAGUGUUGAUGUGAGGUCGUAAUUGAGGCUAAAAUGUGUGUUUUGCAGCCUUGCUCUUCUCAAAAGACCUUCUUAAUUAAGUUGCAGACGUUUAGGAGUUGAAAUGUCGUCCCCCUGCACUACUGUCUCACUUAAGUCGUGCUACUAUUCGUCAUCGGAGAGCUAGCUUGUGACGGUGCGAUGGAAGCCGGCUCUGAAAAGCAGCCGCUGCCGUCGACUUCCACUGCCAACCUGGGGUGCAGCCAAGCACACGACCCUAACUACGAUGAUUCUUCGUCGCAAACAGCUUCGGAAACGAUGGAAUGGUUUUCGCCCGCGGACGGCGGAAGCCAAGAGCAAGACAGCGAGGACCCCGACGACAUCGGAGAGUUCUUUUUUGAAUCGGACCACCUGGCGUUGCGCGGCAAUUCGGACUAUCGCAACAUGCUGAAGACGCUCGCAGUGCUCGAAGCUCAGCGUGUGCAGGUCAUACAAGACAUUGAAAAGCUCAUUGAAGUCCGUGAAGAUGCUCUGGCGGACCCAGUCAGAUUCGUUGAGAGGCUCCAGAAGAAGGAAGACCUUGGCAUUCCACUUCCGCAACUGGUUGCCCCACUGCCAGACAUAGACUGGAGCCAGUACAGCCUCAUGGGCAUUCAGCAAGGAAUAGAGGGAAAGCGUCAGCUGACGAGGCAUGCAGCCAAGGUUGAGCCUAGACAGGCGGCCACAUCUAGGGCUCAAAGCAACGGGUCAGGCAGCAGCAACGUUCUGAUCAGAGGACGUGUCUUUAAUGAGAACAAGCCUGCGACGUUCAACCAGCUGUGGACAGCGGAGGAACAGAAGCAGCUUGAAGAUCUGCUCAUCAAGUAUCCACCGGAGGAAGUGGAAAGCAGGCGGUGGCAAAAGAUUGCAAACGCUCUGGGAAAUCGGACUCCGACCCAGGUUGCCAGCCGCGUCCAGAAGUAUUUUAUCAAGCUGGCCAAGGCUGGCCUGCCUGUUCCCGGCAGGAUACCCAAUGUCGCAACACCACGCAGGUUAGGUUCUGGGCACUCCCGGAGGAGCUACCACCAUCACGGUCCUGCAAGGUCGUCAAGCUACAUGUACUCCCACUCGACAUUCUUUGCCUCUCACAGACCACCUGUCUUCAUGUCAGAAGCAGAUGAUGACUCCGGCUCUUCAUCAUGGGGGUACCUGGAGAUGCAAAACGGAAGCCAGGAUAAGCCUGAAGCGGCACCUGCAGAGGAUGACGACGUGCAGGUCGAUGCCGCCAUAAAGGAGUCCCCCGAGUACCAGGAACUCAUGGCUCUCAGGAAGGUCCGCAAGGAACGAAUGAAACAGGCUGGACUCGCGCAGCACGUGGGGUUCCGCUGCGAUCGGUGCGAGUGCGAUCCUAUUGUGGGCACCAGGUGGCACUGCACCGACUGCCCCGCGGAUGCCUCCAUCGAUUUUUGCAGCGACUGUGUCGACUGCAUGCACGAGACGGCGACCCACAAGGAGGACCACCACUUGGAGGCCGUUCACGUGGCACAAGACAGCUCGACGUUCCACGAUAGGGACUACAUGAGCUUCACGGGUGCUGAUUACAACUACCUCGACCCCAACUACUUCCCUGGCUCCAGCUGACGGCUGAGGACGGUGAUUGAAGACUGCAGUGUGGCGUUACAGUGUGCAUUGUACUGUAGCAUGUGCAACGAUUGCACAAAUGUGUAUUUCAUGUACUCUGUGCUACAAUUUGUGCAACGUAGCUUGUGUGACAAUUUGCACAUAUGCGCGUUUCUGUAGACGCUUCUUGCGGUGAGGAGGAACACAGCUUCGAACUCAACGCACUUUCACUGCCAUGCCACUCACCUCCUUACUGUUAUGUGUGCAGACUGCCAACUCUUUCAUGGCAGCUUGGAGCAGUAGCGGUGUUGCGGUGAAUUACUGUGAUUUAAUGUGUCUAAUUUGUUUCACAUGUAAUGUGAGUAAUAUAGGGUAAAUGAGCCACCAGUGUGCUGUUUUCGACUUCAGAAAUAACUUUUGGAAGCAAAAGACACACCAUUCUCCUUUAAUUUAAGGAACAUUCUCUUUUAAUUAUGCGACAUUUUUCACAUUAACUUAACACUUUCUGAUCAAAAUUUUUUCACUGAAAUGAAAAUUUUAUAUUUAGGUGCUUCUGAAUGACCAAAGAAUAAAAAUAAAGAAAUGAUCCCCACUGGA